Trifolium pratense (red clover) is the source of this 1869-nucleotide messenger RNA. Its product is annotated as nuclear intron maturase 1, mitochondrial-like. Lineage: Eukaryota; Viridiplantae; Streptophyta; Magnoliopsida; Fabales; Fabaceae. The transcript has a single exon. The record is from RefSeq and is a predicted model, not a curated record. Bases 131 to 1672 code for a protein of 513 amino acids.
UAUAAGGCAUUUUCUUUCCCUCCAUCGCAAACAAACCCAGUAAACCCCUACAAAACAAUUCGCAUAACACAAAGCGCAGUGUUGAGUUUUUCUCCACUCCCCCCAAACCCGAAAAUGUGAAAAACAAAACAUGUCACUGAGGCAAUUCAUCAAACACCUUCAACCCAUUCACAUCACACCCAAAAAACUCUCACCAUUUCCCUUUCUCUUCACUCGUUCUCUUCAAACCACAACCCAAACCCUCCACCAAGACCAAUACCAAGAUCCACAAUCUCUUCUCAAACAAGACCCAAUCGAAAUUUGCACUUCUCUUUGGGUCAAAACUUUCUCUUCCCCAAAAACCACUUCAUUCCCAUAUCUCACCGGUUAUCUCUCCAAUUUCGAUCUUUGGGUCUUCUCUUAUCAACGUUCUUGUGCUCAUGUCACCGGAACUUUCCCUCCUAGAAACGCCAUUCACACCAAUAUCCUACGCGAUCUUCUUUCUUUGCGAAACGCAGUUAUUCGCGGUCGUUUUGUUUGGGAUGAUAAAACUCAUCAAUUGCUUAAACCCCCAAAUGAUAAAACCUACAAAAAACCAUUAUCAAAACGGAAAUUUCAAGUUUUUCUUGAUUCUAAUGAGACUUGUUUUCAAGAUAGGGUUGUUCAGGAGGUUCUGUUGAGUAUUCUGGAACCGGUUUUUGAACCUAAGUUUUCUCCGAAAUCGCAUGCUUUUAGACCGGGGAGAAAUGCACAUACUGUUAUUCGUAGUAUUCGGAGUAAUUUCGCAGGUUAUUUGUGGUUUUUGAAGGGUGAUUUGAGUGAAAUUUUUGAUAGAGUUGAUACUGAUGUUGUGAUGGAAUGUGUUGAAAAGGGUACUAGAGAUAAGAAAGUUUUGGGUUUGAUAAAAUCGGCAUUGAUGGGUCGUGUGUCACGGAGAGUAGUGGAAGGUGAGGUUUUGAAGAAAGAUAAGAAGAGGAAAGCUACUAAGAAGAGGAUUCUUAAAGAGAAUGAACCGAAACCGGAUCCUUAUUGGUUAAGAACAUUCUUUAGUUUUGCUCCUGAGGAAGCUGUUAAGGUACCUUGUUAUGGUCAUUGUGGGAUUUUAAGUCCAUUGCUUGCUAAUGUUUGUCUUAAUGAAUUGGAUCAUAUGAUAGAAAAAAUGGUUGUUGAGUUUUUUAGACCUUGUAAGUUUGAUUCUAUAUGGAAAUAUUCAAUUGAUGAUGCUUGUCAUAACCCUGCUUGGCCUGAGUUUGUUCCGUCGAGUGGUAAAGAGAAAACUAGGAAGAUGGAUUACAUAAGAUAUGGUGGUCAUUUUUUGAUUGGGAUUAGGGGUCCUAGAGAGGAUGCUGUUGAAAUUAGGAAGAAAAUUGUUGAGUUUUGUGAGAAUAGUUUUGGGAUAAGGUUAGAUAAUUCCAAGUUGGAGAUUGACCAUAUUGCAAGGGGUAUUCAGUUCUUGGAUCAUAUAAUAUGCAGAAGGGUGAUACAUCCAACCUUGAGAUAUACAGGUUCUGGAAGUAACAUAGUGAGUAAGAAGGGUGUGGGAACUUUGCUUUCGGUUACUGCUAGCUUACAACAAUGCAUUCGUCAGUUUAGGCGGAUUGAGCUUGUUAAGGGUGAUAAAGACCCCGAGCCACUUCCGUGUAAUCCGAAUGUUGUAUUCAGGUCAAGCUCAUACAAACUCACAGAUGAAUAGGUUCCUUGAGACAAUGACAUAAUUUGUUCAAAUGCACAAUUUGUAUAUUUUGUUUUGACGAUAUUUUCUUAAUAAUAUAUAAAUAUUGGUAAUUUAUAUACACUAUUUGGAUGAAUUUAUGAGUUAUGUGGUUUCUUCAAAUCGAUGGUUCUCCAUUUGUAAGAUUUUAUUUUCCGUAAUGAAAACAGAUCUGGAUG